This is a messenger RNA of Panthera uncia (snow leopard), 1089 nucleotides long. It is a transcript of the gene TNFSF12, whose product is annotated as TNF superfamily member 12. The record is from RefSeq and is a predicted model, not a curated record. Gene Ontology annotation, molecular function: tumor necrosis factor receptor binding; receptor ligand activity. Bases 1 to 603 code for a protein of 200 amino acids. Gene Ontology annotation, biological process: immune response. The transcript has 7 exons. Gene Ontology annotation, cellular component: membrane. NCBI's taxonomy places the organism in Eukaryota, Metazoa, Chordata, Mammalia, Carnivora, Felidae.
AUGGGGAAUAAAAGUGACGAGACCCUGAAGGAGGAAGGCUUCUGUGCCUGCUGCUGGCUGGAACUGAAUCUCCAGAUAGAGGAAAGCCGAGAUGCCGGGCCUUUCCUGAAGCGGCUGGCGCGGCCUCGCAGAAGCGCACCCAAAGGCCGGAAAGCAAGGGCUCGCAGAGCGAUCGCAGCUCACUAUGAAGUUCACCCACGACCGGGACAGGACGGAGCGCAGGCCGGUGUGGACGGGACGGUGAGUGGCUGGGAGGAGGCCAAAAUCAACAGCUCCAACCCACUGCGCUAUGACCGCCAGAGCGGGGAAUUUACAGUCACUCGGGCUGGGCUCUACUACCUGUACAGUCAGGUGCACUUUGACGAGGGGAAGGCCGUCUACCUGAAGCUCGAUUUGCUGGUGGACGACGCGCUGGCCCUGCGCUGCCUGGAAGAAUUCUCCGCCACGGCCGCCAGCUCCCCGGGGUCCCAGGUCCGCCUCUGCCACGUGUCUGGGCUAUUGCCCCUCCGGCCAGGGUCCUCCCUGCGGAUCCGCACCCUCCCCUGGGCCCAUCUCAAGGCCGCCCCCUUCCUCACCUACUUCGGACUCUUUCAGGUUCACUGAGGGGCCCCGGUGGCGCCCCGGGCCCCACCCUCCGCUGCUCCCCGCCCCCGCCCCCCCCCCCCCCCCCCGCAGGCUGCUUGGACUGUUCACGUGUUGCCACGCCACGUAGACAACCCCCUUCUCCUCUGACACCCACUCUCCCUCCCCCCUGCACCUCACUAGCUCCUGAAUCCCUGGUCUUUCGCCGCCCCCCCCCCCCAUUUAUCUCCUGACUCCCUGCCCUGGCCACAACCUCCCCACCCUGCCCCCGGACACUGUGUCUACUCUACUCUGGGUGAGGGUGGGUCCCCACCGCCUGUUCAGGCACUAAGAGGGGCUGGACGCCAGGGAGACUGAGACGGGGCCAGGAGUUCCCAAACGUGAGGGCUAAGAGAAAGACGAGAUCCUUCCCGAUAAUUCCCUGUGGAUUUUUAAAACAGAUAUUAUUUUUAUUAUUAUUGUGACAAAAUGUUGAUAAGUGAAUAUUAAAGAGAAUAAGCCACGGUC